CCAUUGAUUCGUCCUUGUUCAAGCAGUGGUUGAAGAACGCCGAAAGUAAGACCGGGAUUUUUUCCGGCGGUGAACUUUCGCUGGAACGAGUUGUAAUUCAGGGAGUGGAUAUGUUUGGAAAGCGCAUAGGUUUUCUCAAAUUCAAAGCUGACAUUUUUGACAAAGAAACUGGAAAAAAGGUUCCAGGUAUUGUAUUUGCCCGAGGACCGGCUGUAGCCAUACUAAUUCUUUUAGAAUCGGAGGGAGAGACUUAUGCUGUUCUCACUGAACAGUAUUAUGGUAGAGAGUACCAGCAGUCAUAUGAUUUGAAGGCUUGGUACCAAACAUUCUUGCCCUCCACAACUCCUACCAUCGCCACCACAAGAUCUUCACAUUAUCCACGCUUGGUUCACGCGUACAAGAAUGUCGUCAGUGGCUUCGCUGCGAGAUUGACGGCGGACGAAGUGAAAGCCAUGGAGAAGAAGGACGGCUUUGUGUCGGCUCGUGAAGAGAAGAUCUACUCUUUACACACAACUCACACGCCUAAGUUCUUGGGGUUGUUCCAAGGAUUAGGACUGUGGAAUGAUUCGAGAUUAGGGGAAGGGGUGAUCGUCGGACUUCUCGACACCGGAAUUUGGCCGGACCAUCCCUCGUUCAGCGAUGAGGGGUUGCCGCCUCCGCCGGCAAAGUGGCGAGGCAAGUGCGAUUUCACUGGAACAGAGUGUAACAACAAGCUGAUUGGUGCAAGGGACUUUGUGACUAGUACUAAAAGUACUGGUACAAAAUCGCCUAGUGGUCAGCCACCGUUUGACCUUGAAGGCCAUGGCACACACACGUCGAGCACCGCCGCCGGGAACUUUGUUUCCGGCGCCAAUGCCUUUGGAAUGGCCAAUGGCACAGCGGCCGGUAUUGCGCCCCGUGCGCACCUCGCCAUGUACAGGGUUUGCGCUGAGGGCUGCAGCGAGGCCGACAUAUUGGCGGCCCUCGAUGCAGCCAUCGAGGACGGCGUCGACGUCCUAUCGCUCUCCCUCGGCGGCGGCUCCGCUCCAUUCUACUUCGACUCCAUCGCCAUCGGGGCCUUCGCCGCCAUCCAAAAGGGCAUCAUCGUCAGCUGCUCAGCCGGGAAUGAAGGUCCGGACUACUUCACUUUAUCAAACGAAGCUCCAUGGAUCCUCACCGUCGGAGCCAGCACCGUUGACAGAAAAAUAAAGGCCGACGCGAUUCUCGGCAACGGAGAAGUCCUCGAAGGAGAGUCGCUUAACCAGCUGGCGCCCUUCGACUCCUCAAAGCCGUACCCGCUCAUCUACCCCGGCGCGAGCGGCAACGAGUCCGUCAAGUAUUGCGCGCCGGGGUCGCUUCAAAGCCUCGACGUAAAAGGGAAGAUUGUGGCAUGCGAUAGAGGAGGAGGCAUCGCUAGAAUCGACAAGGGUACUGAAGUAAAGAGCGCAGGAGGUAUCGCCAUGAUUCUCAUGAACGAGAAGAUAGAUGGUUUCAGUACUUUAGCAGACGCUCACGUGCUCCCCGCAACGCACGUGAGCUUCGCGGCUUCUCUGAAGAUCAAAGCCUACAUAAAGUCUUCUUCGAGUCCCCUAGCCACGAUCCUUUUCAAAGGGACCGUGAUCGGGGACUCGCACGCCCCGGUGGUGACGUCGUUCUCGUCGCGAGGACCGAGCGAGGCGAGCAUAGGGAUUUUGAAGCCGGACAUCAUCGGCCCCGGCGUCAGCAUCCUCGCGGCCUGGCCGGUUUCCGUGGAUAACUCUACAACAAGCGGAAAAGCAACCUUCAACAUGAUCUCAGGCACUUCAAUGUCUUGCCCUCAUCUUAGCGGGGUCGCGGCUUUGCUCAAGAGCUCGCACCCCGAGUGGUCCCCGGCCACGAUCAAGUCCGCAAUCUUAACCACCGCCGACGUGUCAAACCUCGGCGGCGGGGCUAUCCUCGACGAAAAGGCCUCCCCAGCCGACGUUUUCGCGACCGGGGCGGGACAUGUCAACCCUUCAAAGGCCAACAAUCCGGGCCUAAUCUACGACAUAGAGCCAGAAGACUACAUUCCUUACUUGUGUGGACUAAACUACACGGAUGAUCAAGUCUCGACCAUCACACAAACGACAGUGAAGUGCUCUGAGGUGCAAUCCAUACCCGAAUCGCAGCUGAACUACCCUACUUUUACUGUCCUUUUGGGGAAUGAGAGAUUGAGUUAUACGAGGACGGUGACUAACGUUGGAGAGGCUAACUCGGAGUAUACUUUGGAUGUUUAUCCACCUGUGGGAACAGGAAUAAAUGUGACUCCUAAUAAGCUUACAUUCACAGAGGUGAAUCAGAAGGCUGAAUAUAAGAUUGAGAUUAUCCAAGUGAGUGGUCCUGGGAGGAGUACUAAUCCCUUUGAGCAGGGUUAUUUGGUGUGGAAAUCUGAUAAGUAUUCCGUUAGAAGCCAGAUAACUGCUAUAUUUGCCGUCUAG
Messenger RNA from Morus notabilis, 2435 nucleotides. Its product is annotated as subtilisin-like protease SBT1.8. Gene Ontology annotation, molecular function: serine-type endopeptidase activity. Lineage: Eukaryota; Viridiplantae; Streptophyta; Magnoliopsida; Rosales; Moraceae. The transcript has 6 exons. Gene Ontology annotation, biological process: proteolysis. The record is from RefSeq and is a predicted model, not a curated record. Bases 111 to 2435 code for a protein of 774 amino acids.